Daktulosphaira vitifoliae (grape phylloxera) is the source of this 2117-nucleotide messenger RNA. It is a transcript of the gene Kap-alpha3, whose product is annotated as importin subunit alpha-4. The transcript has 11 exons. Gene Ontology annotation, cellular component: cytoplasm; nucleus; nucleoplasm. The record is from RefSeq and is a predicted model, not a curated record. The coding region runs from base 477 to 2021 and encodes 514 amino acids. Gene Ontology annotation, biological process: NLS-bearing protein import into nucleus. Lineage: Eukaryota; Metazoa; Arthropoda; Insecta; Hemiptera; Phylloxeridae. Gene Ontology annotation, molecular function: protein binding; nuclear import signal receptor activity.
GUCGUUGCCGAUGCAUGCAGUCGUGUAGACACCCGGAAACCGUAACCGUUCUAGAGCAAGGGGCUGACAGCCAAAAUAUUGUUCUUUGAUUUUUUUUUUUUAGAUGCGUACUAAAUCGAGUAAAAACUACCACGUAUUUUCAGCUUCUAACUUAUUUGUAUUUUUUGUCUAUGAAAUAUGCUGCGAAUUAUUUCUUGUCGAUAUUGUUUACCAUUGUUAAUUGUCCGUUGAAGACUAUUAUCAUUUUUAUUGGUGUUAGCACGUCGUGAUCUGUCAUUGCAAAAACCGUUUUGCGAUAUUUCGUGCGCACUUUUAGCACAAUUACGCAUACCUAUUUAUUUUUUGUGAUAUAAAUCAUUUUUAACAAAUUAGUUCAUCUGAUUUUGAUUUGUGCCAUUGUACUUCUUAUUACACGAUUUUUUUGCUAUCCCAGUGUAUUAAGCUAAGUUAAGCAUUGACUAAAAAAUAAACUAAAUAUGUCUGACGAAAAAGUAAUAGGACACCGGUUACAAAGCUUCAAACAUAGAGGCAAAACUGAGUUGGAAAGACGAAGGAUGAGAAGUGAAGUAACUGUUAGUCUAAGAAAAGAUAAACAAGAACAAGAGCUCAUGAAAAGGAGAAAUGUUUCAGAUGCAGUUGAUCCAAUUAAUGUUACAGACGAGUUGGAUUUGGAAAAGCCAUUAACAGAACAUGAUUUACGCUUAUUAGUUGAAGGUGCAGGAAGCAAAAUCCCUGAUGUCCAACUAAAAGCUAUUCAAUCUGCAAGAAAAUUACUUUCUUCUGAUAGAAAUCCACCAAUAGAUGAGCUUAUUAAUAGUGAAAUACUUCCAAUUUUGGUUCGGUGUUUAGAAGAACAUGAUAAUCCAUCAUUACAAUUUGAAGCUGCAUGGGCUUUAACAAAUAUUGCCAGUGGUACUUCUCCUCAAACACAAGCUGUUGUUUCAGCUGGAGCUGUUCCAUUAUUUCUUAAUUUACUUAAUUCACCAAAUCAAACAGUUUGUGAACAAGCUGUUUGGGCAUUAGGAAAUAUUAUUGGUGAUGGACCUCAACUACGUGACUACGUCAUAAGUUUAAAUGUUGUACCUAGGCUACUUCACUUUAUCAAUCCUACCAUACCUAUAUCAUUUAUGCGUAAUGUAACUUGGGUUAUUGUUAACUUAUGCCGAAAUAAAGACCCUCCUCCUGCUCAACAUGUGAUAGAUGAACUUCUUCCUGCUCUUAACUAUUUAAUUAACAACAAAGAUAUCAAUAUUUUAGUUGAUACUGUGUGGGCUAUUAGCUAUUUAACUGAUGGCGGAAAUGAUCAAAUUCAAAAAGUAAUUGACAGUGGAAUUGUUCCCAACUUAAUACCUUUACUUUCACAUAAAGAAGUUAAGGUGCAAACUGCUGCAUUAAGAGCAAUAGGAAAUAUUGUGACUGGAACUGAUGAACAAACACAAGUAGUUCUUGAUGCUGGUGCAUUAAGCCAUUUUCCGGAUUUGCUAUCACAUUCAAAAGAAAAAAUAUGCAAGGAAGCGGUUUGGUUCCUAUCCAAUGUUACCGCUGGUAAUCAAGCUCAAGUUCAAGCUGUGAUAGAUGCUGGACUUAUACCAAAAAUAAUUAUGCAUCUUUCGAAAAGUGAAUUUCAAACACAAAAAGAAGCUGCUUGGGCUAUAACAAAUUUGACCAUCAGUGGUAACUGUCAACAAGUAGAUACAGUAAUACAAGCAGGAGUUGUUGCUCCAUUAUGUGCUUUGCUUUCAUGCCAGGACAGUCAAGUCAUUCAAGUUGUAUUGGAUGGUUUACAAAAUAUGUUGAAAAUUGCUGGACCUGAAGUUGAUGUGUUGGCUAAUCUUAUUGAAGAAUGUGAAGGACUUGAUAAAAUUGAACAGCUCCAAAACCAUGAAAGUGUGGAAAUCUAUAAAGUUGCAUUUGAUAUUAUUGAAAGAUAUUUUUCAGAAGAAACUCUUACACCUACACAGCCACCAUCAUGCUUUGAAUUUAAUCCUGCUCCUAAUACAAAUACUCAAUUUAAGUUUUAAUUGAAAUAAUUUUUUUCUUUUGUUUAUCAUGUUGGCAAGACUAAUUAGUCUUUUUAUUUAACAUUGUAACUUUGACUAUAAAAAAAUGCAAACAAA